Messenger RNA from Dovyalis caffra, 246 nucleotides. NCBI's taxonomy places the organism in Eukaryota, Viridiplantae, Streptophyta, Magnoliopsida, Malpighiales, Salicaceae. The record is from the annotation of a GenBank genome assembly.
AUGGCAGGCUCCGUCUUGCCUCUCUGCAGUCUCUGUCAAGGUUGCAAAGCACAACAGACAGUCACGGGUUGUAUUUUGUGUUUGAUCGUUGGAGCAGAAUACGUUGACGAGUGUCGCAUCAAAGAAAUUACUGCAACAUGGAUCAGUUGUGAAGAGAUUCACUAUUGGAUACGUUAUGGAACCCUUAAUACUUAUAACGAAUGGAUCAUUCCUGCCAUCGACCAUACUCUAGGAUAUAGCGCUUGA